Molecule: messenger RNA, 877 nt
Organism: Peromyscus eremicus (cactus mouse)
Lineage: Eukaryota; Metazoa; Chordata; Mammalia; Rodentia; Cricetidae
Product: protein FAM78B-like
Exons: 2
Coding region: 1-651 (216 amino acids)
Source: RefSeq, a predicted model, not a curated record
AUGAGUGAGCGUAAGGUCGAGGAUAGGUUACCAGACACAGACCACAAGUGCGUUCCCUCGGCACCUGCCCAACUUCAAAAAACAAAAUUCAUUCAGCCUCCUCUUGUGUAUCCCUUCUGCUUUGCCAGGUCCAGCUGGGAACUGCCUGACUUGAGGGAAGGAAGAGUGAAAGCCAUCAGUGACUCGGAUGGGGUGAGCUACCCCUGGUACGGGAACACCACAGAGACUGUGACCCUGGUUGGCCCCACCAACAAGAUCUCCAGGUUCUCCGUCAGCAUGAAUGAUAACUUCUACCCCAGCGUGACAUGGGCAGUGCCCGUGAGUGACAGCAACGUGCCACUUCUCACAAGAAUCAAGAGGGACCAAAGUUUUACCACCUGGCUGGUGGCCAUGAAUGCUACCACGAAGGAGAAGAUCAUUCUGCAGACCAUCAAGUGGAGGAUGAGAGUGGACAUUGAAGUGGACCCUCUUCAGCUGUUGGGUCAGCGAGCCCGGCUAGUGGGCAGGACUCAGCAGGAGCAGCCCCGGAUUCUGAGCCGGAUGGAACCCAUCCCCCCUAACGCACUAGUGAAGCCCAAUGCCAACGAUGCCCAGGUCCUCAUGUGGAGGCCCAAGCGGGGGCCGCCUCUGGUUGUGAUACCUCCUAAAUAGAAGCAGACUGCCCAACUGUGUGUGGAACACAUGCCACUGAGGCACGCAGUGGGGUUGCCAGGGAGGGGGCAGGAGCCAAACUGAGUUUCUGAGCCAAAGCAGACCUCUUGGUUUGCCAGCCUCUGCAGCUACUUGUGAAGAGUACAGCUGCUCCUUGGGUGGGAGAACCAUAACCCUUAGGAAAAAGCCCCUUCCUCUUAGGAAUAAAGAAAUCACUGAUUUGACA